AUGGCGAUUAUUAUCACACGCUUAUCAGACGCUUCUCUGCGCCCUCUUCAUCUCUCGUCGUCUCCGAGCCAAGCCGAGCCCAAGCCGAGCUCAAGCCAGAGCCGAGAGCCUCAGAUGCUCUCCUACCGGCUGAAGCGCACCUGCGCCUCCCAGGUGAGAAACAAGCAACGAUUGUCCCAACUCGCCCGUUCUGAGCAUCCUUACCAUUGUCCUCACCAUGCCGAC
Messenger RNA from Caenorhabditis auriculariae, 225 nucleotides. NCBI's taxonomy places the organism in Eukaryota, Metazoa, Nematoda, Chromadorea, Rhabditida, Rhabditidae. The record is from the annotation of a GenBank genome assembly.